Molecule: messenger RNA, 4124 nt
Organism: Cuscuta europaea
Lineage: Eukaryota; Viridiplantae; Streptophyta; Magnoliopsida; Solanales; Convolvulaceae
Source: the annotation of a GenBank genome assembly
AUCAUACAAAAAACGAGGCGCGGAGAAGCGGGAUUUUAGAAAGACUUUCCCCCGGAAAGUAAAAAAGACGGAGCACAGUUCACAGGCAAAGAGAAAAAUAACCCUAGCACUAUUCCCAACAUCUCGAACAUAGCAUCAAUUUUGAGUUUUCUGAGGUGGUAUAGCAAUGGGGCAGCAAAGGCCGUCUACGCGAGGUAAAAAUAAGAGAAACCGAGCUGAUGAAAAUGCUGACGCCAUUGCUGAAAUUUUCAGGAAAGUCAUGAAGGCUAGACAGGUGACCGGAGAUGACAUAACUCAGCUCUACAUGUUAUGGAAGCCAGUUUGUCAAGGUUGCCGUGUCAACAGUAAAGACAAUCCCAAUUGCUUUUGUGGUUUAAUUCCACCACCAAAUGGAAGCCGAAAAAGUGGUUUGUGGCAGAAGACAUCUGAAAUUGUCCAUUCCAUUGGUUAUGAUCCAUCUGAUCACCUUCGUGCAUCCCCAGACACACCUGCAGGACUCACUAACCUUGGUGCCACAUGCUAUGCAAACAGCAUUCUCCAAUGCCUAUACAUGAAUAGAUCAUUCAGGGAAGGUGUUUUCUCAGUUGAACCUGAUGUAUUGAAAGGAUAUCCAGUAUUGGAUCAGCUUGCUCAGCUUUUUGCUAAGUUACACUUGAGCAACAUAGCUGUUGUUGAUUCUGCUCCAUUUAUCCGGACUCUCGAGCUUGAUGACAGUGUUCAGCAGGAUAGUCAUGAGUUCCUGACAUUGCUUUAUUCUUUGCUUGAACAAUGCCUGAGACACUCUAAAGUAGACAAGGCUCGAACUGUUGUUCAAGAUCUUUUCCGUGGAGGCGUCUCACAUGUCACAAUGUGCUCAUGUUGUGGAAAUGAAUCAGAAGCUUCAUCAAAAAUAGAGGACUUCUAUGAGCUGGAGUUGAAUGUUAAGGGCUUGAAGAAUUUAGAGGAGAGCUUGGAUGAGUAUCUUAGCAUAGAGAAACUUGAAGGUGAUAACCAGUAUUACUGUGAGUCAUGUGCUACUCGAGUCAAUGCUACUCGUAGCAUCAAACUGCGUUCUCUCCCUGCAGUCCUUAAUUUCCAGCUCAAGCGCUGCAUUUUCCUACCAAAUACUACCAAAAAGAAGAAGAUCACUACUGCAUUUUCUUUUCCUGAAGAGUUGGACAUGACACAAAGAAUAUCUGAUCAUUUGCAACCAGAUUUAGUGUAUGAUUUGUCGGCCAUAUUGAUCCACAAGGGCCCUGCAGUACAUAGCGGCCACUACAUAGCACUUCUUAAAAAUGAGAAAACAGGGCAGUGGUGGGAAUUUGAUGAUGAACAAGUUUCACACUUAGGUUCUGAACCAUUUGGGAGAGGCUCCUCAAAUUCUGCUGUAAAGCCUGCUCAAUCUGAGUCCACUGUACACACAUCCUCCUCUGAACAAAUUAAUGCUUCCUCAAAUUGCAAAAAUCUGAAUAGUCAGCAUAGAUCAUCAGAGAGUAAUGUUGUCAGUAGUGGUAAGGUAUUUUCUUCAAAUGAUGCAUACAUGCUGAUGUAUGCUCUUAGGACUACGCAGAAUAUUAAUGAGGCAACCGAUAAUGAUAUUCCGGGAGAAAAAAUGAAGGGAAGUUCUUUUGAAUCUCCUUCGAGAACUGAUAGUCCUCUUCCAUCCCAUCUUCAUCAAGAGGUUGAACAAGCAAAUGCUUCAUAUCUUUAUUCAUGCAAUCGAUAUAAAGAAAAAAAAGAGAGUGAACUGAAGUGUAUCUCUGAGCGGCGGCAGGAGGUGCGCUCCAUUCUUUCUGAAGCCCCAGUUCAACCAAGCGAAAAUCCAUUUUUUUGGAUUUCUACAGAAUGGCUUCGCCAAUGGGCUGAUAGCAUCACACCACCAGAAAUAGACAACAGCGUCAUACAAUGCAAGCAUGGGAAAGUGCCAGCUUCAAUGGUGAACUCAAUGAAGAGGCUGUCAGAAGUAGCUUGGACCAAGCUAUUGUCUAAGUACGGUGGAGGUCCAACACUGGCAAAGGAUGACCAUUGUGCUGACUGCAUCAUUUUAAUGGCUCAGACAAUGGCUCGUGCAAAUAACUAUAGGGAUCAAACAACAUUCAUGAAAGAAAUUGCAGAGGAAGCCCUUUCCGGGAAGUGCCUCAAUGAGAAACUGUUCUAUAUAUCCAAGUCUUGGCUGCACCAGUGGUUACGGAGAAAGAAUGCUGACUGUCCAUGUGAAGCUGAUGCUGGGCCAACUGCAUCUAUUAGAUGUCCCCACGGGGAACUUUUGCCUGAACCAGCUCCUGGUGCUCGUCGUGUACUGAUUCCCGAGAACCUGUGGAACUUUAUUCACGAGACUGCCAUGGCUGUCAAACCUGAUGAUACCUUGGGUUCUUCAACUUUCCUUUCAGACUCGGUGGUCUGUACUCAAUGCAGUGUUGAACUUUCAGAGCAUGCAUGCUUCGAAGAUAACCUCAGAGAGUUCAGAAUGAAACAAAAACAAAGUCAUGAGCGAUUAGCAUCUGCUAAAAGUAUAACAAUUGAUCUGAGCAACAAGUACUAUUUGUUGCCCUCUCAUUGGCUGUCAAAAUGGAGAAAUUAUGUUAGUGCAGGUGGGAAGAGUUGUUCUGCUGAUCUUGAAACCUUAGGUCCAACCAUGAAUUCACUCAUAUGUGGAAAGCAUUCAAGACUUCUUGAAAGGCCUCCUGAGCUCAUUUGUAAGCGUGGUGUCAUUCUUCAGAAAUCACCUGCUACAGAUAGAUUGACCAUUAUCACUGAGAAUGACUGGAAACUAUUUUGUCAAGACUGGGGUGGUCUAGAUGAGAGAGGAAUUGUAGCUGAAAUUGCUUACUUGGAGGACGCUUCUAUUAUAUUCUGUGAUGAUAUACAGUUAUCAGAAGAUCCUAUGAGUGUAGAGGGUGAACAUAAUAUUAGGACUGAAUCCAGAAAACCUACCAUUAAGACUUCGCCGAAGGUUUGUGAGGAGUGCAUAGGUGAAAAAGCAAGCAGCGAGUUGAUGAAAAAACUGAAUUAUUGCAAUGAGGACAUAUCGGUCUGUUUCAUUCAGGGCAAGGAACCUCCUAAAUCAAUUUUAGAAGCACCAGUGAACAAUUUCGAGCCAAAUCGGCGAACCUCAAAGCGGUCCAGGAAGGCGUCAUUUGGUAACUCAGUUAAAUUAAAUGUUUCCGGAACCACAUCAAUCUACGAACUGAGGUUGAUGAUAUGGGAAGCGUUUGGGGUUGUGAAAGAAAACCAGGUACUUCACAAGGGCACCAGUGUAAUAGAUGCAGAAUCUGCAUCCCUUGCUGAUUUGGAUAUAUUUCCUGGAGAUGUUCUGUGGGUGACUGAUUCAGAGAUCCAUGAGAACCGUGAUAUUGCUGAUGAGCUUUCUGAUCACAAGAUGGAGGAGACUGAGGAAGGUUUUCGCGGAACACUUCUGACAUCAAGUGUAUCUUCCCAGGUUUCAGAAGCAUGUUCUUGAUUCUGGAUUGCAAAAAAGAAAGUGGAAGGUGUUUGACAGUGGCUAGCGUGCAUGGAUAUAAAGUGUUCAUGUUUUUUUGCUGGGUGUAUUUAUGGGUUUUUUGCGAACUUUAACCUCACUUAUGCGCUUAGCAAUGUUUUGGUCGCCCGAUAAAAUGCCGGUAGGUGUACAAUGGAAAGGGCAGGGACUUUUGAGAGCUGGGAAGGACAAGUUUUUGUAAAUCAACUCCUCUCUCCCUCAGUGUUUUGCUUGUCAAUAUUGUUGUAAAUGAUGUGCUUGUGGUUUGAUGGUUCAUAUACAAGUGGUUAUGCCCUAUAUCGGUGCAUCUGUAUGCUAGUUCCUCUGGUAUAAUCUUUUAUUUUUGAAACGGAUAAAACGUCACUUUGUAUCAGAAAUGUUCACGUACAGAAAUUCGGUGGUUUUGACCCGUCUAUUGUGGGCCCCCCACCUGUGGACUGUGGACUGUGGACUGUGGAGGGCAUGGGACUAUGGGAAUCUGAGAGGUGGAGACCUCACUAUCUUUUGUGAAUGUGUAACAGUGUAUGUAUGGUUAAUUGGUUAUAGAGAUUGUCAACCUUGGUCUAUAGUUGGUCAUGUGAUUUAUUCUUUAUUUUGCUUUUAUCCAAACAAUUGGGCUCCUUUUUCAGACAUGAUAUUUAACGUCAAUUAAAAACCAUUUUUAGUA